AUCUAAUCACCAUCUAUCGCCUGACCCCCUUCCACUCCAGCAAGACGUAUGCUAUUCAUCUCCUUUUGUUGUUGCCCUUGUCGUCUGUACUCUUCCUUCUUCCAUUCCCUCUUUUUUUUUUUUUUUUUGCCCUUUUUCUCUCUUGAGCACGUACGUUGGUUGGAUGUGAUGGAAAACGAUUCCAUAAGACGGAACGCACAUUGCACAUGUCGAACGUCAAAUCUAAUCACCAUCUAUCGCCUGAUCCCUAACACCAUCAGGGUGCUCUUUCUCUCUAUGGUCUGGCGUUUAUGUUUUCCUUCACUUCUUCUUCUGUCUCCUCUCUGUUUCAUCUCCCCCUCUCCCUCUCUCUUUGUGCCACUGCACCAUUUUGGUGGGGGAUGUGAUGGAAAACGAUUCCUUCAGACGGAACGCACAUUGCACAUGUCGAACGUCAAAUCUAAUCACCAUCUAUCGCCUGAUCCCUUGUUGACCCAAAGCGUCAGUGCGCUCAACCUCUGUGUUGUGGUUCCUCGUUUAAUUUGUCAUCUUCUCUCUCUCUCUCUCUCUCUCUCUCUCACUCUCUCUCUCUUUCCUCCCCUAACAAUGUCUUUGCCCGUGCCUGUUUUUCUCACCGCUCGCUCUCUCAGUCACACACACACACACACACACGCACAUGUCUUGGGCGGCUUUGUUUCCUUUGGGAAGCAAACCAACCAACAGGAGCACACAACUUUUCCCAUUUGUUGCUUUUCCCUGGUCCCAAUGACUAGACCAAACCUAUACCAGUUGCACUUUGUCGUGGUGUCUGGCCACUCCACCACACUGCGUCACUCUAGCAACUGACACCCAUUUGCUUUCCAAGUCAACGAGACCCUCUUUCUUCACAUUCUAUCAUUGGUUUCAAACGCUCACUCUCUGGCUCCUCGUUGCUCUGUAUGUUUUCUCUUUGCUGAGCAGGAACGUGUGCAGUCCACAUGAGGCCAUCAUACCCAAGUGGCCGCGUUGUGCGCCGCGCUGAAGCGAGGACUGAUGACUUGCUCAGUGUCAACUUUACCUUUCGAUUAACCAUCAACGAUACCACUACUGGUGUUGUUGGUGCUUUCUUUCUCUGUGACCUGUGGCGGUGUCAACAGUAAACCUUACCUCAAAGCAACA
Salpingoeca rosetta is the source of this 1137-nucleotide messenger RNA. RefSeq lists its product as uncharacterized. The coding region runs from base 49 to 825 and encodes 258 amino acids. The transcript has a single exon. The record is from RefSeq and is a predicted model, not a curated record. Lineage: Eukaryota; Choanoflagellata; Craspedida; Salpingoecidae.